Mollisia scopiformis is the source of this 821-nucleotide messenger RNA. RefSeq lists its product as uncharacterized. Bases 225 to 734 code for a protein of 169 amino acids. NCBI's taxonomy places the organism in Eukaryota, Fungi, Ascomycota, Leotiomycetes, Helotiales, Mollisiaceae. The record is from RefSeq and is a predicted model, not a curated record. The transcript has a single exon.
UACGCAGGCACCAUGUACCACCAGACCAAGAGAUUACAGUAGCUAUUGCUCAUACGCUAUGUACGAGUACGGGCACGGAGACGCCCUGAGCUUCGCGCUCUCGCUCGGUACGGCUCCGAGCUAUUGAUCAGCUGGACACCAGAGUUUGGUCGAGGGAGAUUUGACUGUGAAAUAGAUAGCAUGGGAUAGGAUGGGGAAUUCGGAAAUAGGUAUCCUAGGGAAUAAUGUUUCUGGUAAGGACUGAGUACGUACUACUCCGUGCCAUCCCAUACCGUCCAUGUACCAUUGUCACACUCGGGAGGAGGAGAUCAAACCCGUUGCUUGCAGCUCUGACAGACUUAGGCGAGCGAAGCAUUUCUUGGACGGUAGCGAAUAUGUCUCACAACCCGCAACCGUGUUUGGUUUCCCCUCCGACGCUUUCUCCAUCUUUAAUUCUGGGGGGCUUCGAGCCAGAGAGCCAACGAGCAGCUCUCAAACGUACAUGUGGAGCUAUCCCCGGGCACGAUUCAGUAGCCUCGUUGCUUGAUCUGAUAUUUGGAUUAUGCGGAUGCGCAUGCCGCCCAUGUGGAGUGCCAUGGGCGAUCUCUUGGACGAGAUUCUUAUUUCGAGGUCGGUCUCUGCUUGGCUUCUGUGAACUUCCUCUGGGUGUAAUUCCGGAGUUACACUCCUUGACUCCAGGAGCUGCGACUACUGCUGUACGCUACACCACGGAUGUCCGUCCGAGGGUGCAGUGACACAUGGUCUGCUCAUGGCAGCAUGGCGGUGAGACUCAACCUCGAAGUCACCCCUUCCAUCCUCCUCCUCAACAAAACCGUCUCUCC